This is a messenger RNA of Lottia gigantea (owl limpet), 1795 nucleotides long. RefSeq lists its product as hypothetical. Gene Ontology annotation, cellular component: external side of plasma membrane; extracellular region. Gene Ontology annotation, molecular function: oligosaccharide binding; sialic acid binding; chitin binding. Lineage: Eukaryota; Metazoa; Mollusca; Gastropoda; Lottiidae. The record is from RefSeq and is a predicted model, not a curated record. The coding region runs from base 30 to 1601 and encodes 523 amino acids. Gene Ontology annotation, biological process: response to cytokine; leukocyte tethering or rolling; heterophilic cell-cell adhesion. The transcript has 12 exons.
AUAGUUGGCUGUGAGGAAGUUGAUUUAAAAUGACAGGAUUAUUUCCAUUCUUUCUUCUUGCUAUUGUAGUAGGAAUCGAAAGUUUCUCUUUAGUCAAAGAAGAUAACAGUAUAAUAGAUGUGACUGUCGACUGUGGGGCUAAUCAAGCAGCGAACAGUGCAGUAUUAAAUAUCCUGACAGACGUAGAUAUAUCGGCUAUUGCUAAAUGUAAAAAUGGUGAAAAGUCGUUUAUUACCACAGAUUCUGUACAUUACACUCUACCAGCAACCUUAACAACUCGUGAUAACCUCUGUGAAUUAAACGAAAAAGAUGGGUCUGAUAAUUUUGACAUUGAGGUAGAGGUACAUUACGGUGAAUUGGAUGGUUUGAUUCUGACCAAAACUAAACUGGUUACUGUAGUGUGUACUUAUUCUGAUCAUGGUAAAGAUGACAGUGGUCAACAUUCUAUAAGAGAUGGACCACAAGCCUACAUAGAAAAACAAACUUUCGUUGGUGCAUCAGUUCCAAAAGCUGAUUUAUCUUUAAGUAUUCAAACAGUCGACGAUCAAGAUGCUGUCGGCUCGAUUGCUUUCGAUAGAAGAUAUUCCUUAUUCGGCUCAUAUACUGGUGCUCAGCAAAAUGUGGGAUUGAAACCAGUAAGUUGUGAUGCGAUUUCAGACGAUGGAGAACGUUACGCAGUUUUAACAGCCGGAUGUGGUGAUGGGUUUAUAUUUGACCGAGCAGAUGGUUUUGUAACAACUGGUAAAACAUUUAGAAGCCCAUAUUUCUUUGCAUUCCAUUUAGCCAACAGUGGAAAUUUGGCCUUUGAUUGUAAUGUAACCUUGUGUUCUCCAAACUGUGAAGGUACAUCCUGUGAAACUGUUUGUGGUCCUGUGACUUCGUUUGUCAUCCCAAAUAUUCAAUUAGAACAAUGUACUGGUAACAAUAAAUAUCAAGACACCUGUUCGUUUAUUUGUAAUGAUGGUUAUGAUAAAAGUGGUGUUGCUAUAUCUACUUGUGGUGCUGAUGGAAUUUGGACUGUUCCCGACAUAACAUGCCCACCCAAAGAUUGUGGAGCUGUUUUACCGGAAGGAACCAUGUCGACAGGAAAUGCAGCAAGUGGUACCACAUACCCAAAUGUAGCAGACUACACCUGUAAUGAAGGAUAUACAACGUCAACGGGUAAAGCCCAGAUCCAGUGCUUGACGACAGGGAAGUGGGAUGCUGCUAGUGUUCUCAAUUGUGUGGCCAGAGAUUGUGGAGCUAUUUUACCGGAAGGAACCAUGUCGACAGGAAAUGCAGCAAGUGGUACCACAUACCCAAAUGUAGCAGACUACACAUGUAAUGAAGGGUAUACAGUAUUAUCGGGUAAAGCCCAGGUCCAGUGCUUGGCGACAGGGAAGUGGGAUGCUGCUAGUGUUCUCAAUUGUGAAAUUGAAGACUCCUGUGAUCCAGUCAACAGAGAUCCAGUCCCUGAUCCAAAAGACUGCAAGAAGUUUAAACAAUGCUCUGAAGCGGGUAUCUAUUUAUCGAUGAGAUGUCCAGAUGGACUUGGUUUCGAUGAGAAAUUGAAAGUCUGCAAUUAUUUUACUGAAAUACCAGAUUGCGAUGAACAAAAUUGAGCUUGCUUCAAAUUGUUAAAUAAAAAUGAUUUAACGAAAAUAGAUUCAACCAAUAUCUUAAUUAGAGACACCGAGUUGAUCAUAUUUCCAUAGUUCAGAGGGCAACAUUAUUAAGCACUGUGAAAUUUGAAUCUUAUUAAAGUUCUUGUGAUUCAACUCGUGUGUAGCUUGAAGGUCAUAAAUGUUACACUCGG